This is a messenger RNA of Schistocerca nitens (vagrant locust), 1503 nucleotides long. Its product is annotated as basic proline-rich protein-like. NCBI's taxonomy places the organism in Eukaryota, Metazoa, Arthropoda, Insecta, Orthoptera, Acrididae. The transcript has 3 exons. The coding region runs from base 1 to 1503 and encodes 500 amino acids. The record is from RefSeq and is a predicted model, not a curated record.
AUGAGCACACAGGGCCAUUUCUACACACUUUUGAUCCAGAUUAACCCCCGAUUCUACGAGGAUCUAGGUGGGCCCCAUCCUCCACCUCCACCUCCCCAACUACCUCCCCCUCCCCCUCCCCAUCCCCCUCCCCCUCCUCCUCCACCUCCUCCUCCACCUCCACCUCCACCUCCACCUCCACCUCCACCUCCACCUGCAUGUACCCAACCACCUCCACCUCCACCUCCAACUCCACCUCCACCUCCACCACCUCCACCUCCCCCUCCACCUCCCCCUCCACCUCCCCCUCCACCUCCACCGCCACCCCCACCUCCAUUUGCACCUCCACCUCCACCUCCACCUCCACUAUCUCCGCCACCCACACCUCCAUCUCCAAAUGAAUCUUCACUUCCACCCACAAUGCCACCUACACCUCCACCUACAACUCCCCCUCCACCUCCAGCCCCACCUCCUACUCCACCUCCAUCUCCACCUACACCUCCAACUCCACCAGUACCUCCAACACCUCCUCCACCUCCGCCUCCACCUCCAAAUCCACCUCCACCUCCAACUAUACCUCCACCUCCACCUCCCCAACCACCUCCUCCUGCAACUCCCCCUCCACCUCCACCUCCACCACCACCUCCAACUCCACCACCACCUCCACCUCCCCAUCCACCUCCACCUCCAGAUCCCCAACCACCUCCACCUCCACCUCCAACUCCACCUCCACCUCCACCUCCACCUCCAACUCCACCUCCACCUCCACCUCCACCUCCACCUCCACCUCCACCUCCACCACCACCACCUCCAACUCCACCUCCAACUCCACCUCCAACUCCACCACCAACUCCACCUCCACCUCCAACUCCACCACCAACUCCACCUCCACCUCCAACUCCACCUCCACCUCCACCUCCAACUCCACCUCCAACUCCACCUCCAACUCCACCACCAACUCCACCUCCACCUCCAACUCCACCACCAACUCCACCUCCACCUCCAACUCCACCUCCACCUCCACCUCCAACUCCACCUCCAACUCCACCUCCAACUCCACCACCAACUCCACCUCCACCUCCAACUCCACCACCAACUCCACCUCCACCUCCAACUCCACCUCCACCUCCACCUCCAACUCCACCUCCAACUCCACCUCCAACUCCACCACCAACUCCACCUCCACCUCCAACUCCACCUCCAACUCCACCACCAACUCCACCUGCACCUCCACCUCCAACUCCACCUCCACCUCCAUCUCCUCCUGGAACCUCACAUUCACAUGUACCAUGUCCUGGACCACCUUCUUCAGGCGGAUGUUUCUUGUCCAGUGGAACUAGCUUCCCUGUAAAAAUAUACAAAUUAGAGGAUCCGUUUGAUUGUAACCUUGCAGAUGUGCUAGUUGAACUACACUUGGAGUUUAUUGAUUUGCAAGCAAAUGACUUCUUGAGAGAGAACUUUUACCGCUGGCUGUGUGAUGUUCAGUUAGCGAAACUGAAGAAAUUUGCCACUGGUAUGGCAUAA